GCCCGUGCGGGGCCAUGAGCACGUGCGGGCGCCGGGCGCUGGCGCUGCUGAGCUGCGUGUUCGCUGUGUGCGGGCUGGGCCUGCUGGGCGUGGCCGUGAGCACCGACUACUGGCUCUACCUGGAGGAGGGUGUGGUCCUGCCGCAGAACCAGAGCACUGAGACCAAGAUGUGCCUGCACUCGGGCCUGUGGCGCGUCUGCUUCCUGGCUGGUGAGGAGCGCGGCCACUGCUUCACCAUCGAGGAUGUGAUGCCCAUGAACGCCCAACUGACGUCGGAGUCCACGGUCAACGUGCUCAAAAUGAUUCGCUCGGCCACGCCCUUCCCGCUGGUCAGCCUCUUCUUCAUGUUCAUCGGCUUCAUCCUCAGCAACAUCGGGCACAUCCGCCCGCAUAGGACCAUCCUGGCCUUUGUCUCCGGCAUCUUUUUCAUCCUCUCCGGCCUGUCGCUCGUGGUGGGCCUGGUGCUCUACAUCUCCAGCAUCAACGACGAGCUGCUCAACCGGCCCCGGGAUGCCGACACCUACUUCAGCUACAAGUACGGCUGGGCCUUCGCCUUCGCCGCCAUCUCCUUCCUUCUGACAGAGAGUGCUGGGGUGAUGUCCGUGUACCUGUUCAUGAAGAGGUACACGGCCGAGGACCUGUACCGGCCGCACCCCGGCUUCUACCGCCCGCGGCUCAGCAACUGCUCCGACUACUCGGGCCAGUUCCUGCACCCCGACGCCUGGGCGCGCGGCCGCAGCCCCUCGGACAUCUCGAGCGACGCGUCCCUGCAGAUGAACAGCAGCUACCCCGCCCUGCUCAAGUGCCCCGACUACGACCAGAUGUCGUCCUCGCCCUGCUGAGCCGUGGCC
This is a messenger RNA of Sorex fumeus (smoky shrew), 851 nucleotides long. RefSeq names its product calcium voltage-gated channel auxiliary subunit gamma 5 (gene CACNG5). Gene Ontology annotation, biological process: neurotransmitter receptor transport, postsynaptic endosome to lysosome; neurotransmitter receptor internalization; calcium ion transport. The transcript is spliced from 5 exons. Bases 15 to 842 code for a protein of 275 amino acids. Gene Ontology annotation, molecular function: channel regulator activity; voltage-gated calcium channel activity. The record is from RefSeq and is a predicted model, not a curated record. Gene Ontology annotation, cellular component: AMPA glutamate receptor complex; postsynaptic density membrane. NCBI's taxonomy places the organism in Eukaryota, Metazoa, Chordata, Mammalia, Eulipotyphla, Soricidae.